AUGCCUCUCGGAAACCCCCUCUGGGAGGUCGUUGAGCCCUAUCUCGUGGCUGCCAAUCUCUACACCAACCCCGACCCUACCCAUGGUCGUUACCUCCUUCCCCAUCACCCACCCCACCUCGAGCUGAUCAACAAUCCCGAUGUCAAGCAUGUCUGGCGUCGUGUCUUCCUCAAGCCCUACAAGGAGUUCAACACGCUGGAGGAAGCUUACGACUCAUGCGAGAUCAUCGGUUCCGAGGAAGUCCAGCUGAAACCCGAGGAGCUUGCAUCGGGCGUGAAGCGCGGUGGCCGCUGGGUCUUCUACUCUGUCUGGAAGCUUGACAAGGAGCCGCAAGGUGGUUGGGAGGAAGGCGGCAAGGGGUUGAAUCGCGACUUGCUUCUCGUCCAUGGCCUUAGCGACUACGGACUGAGGUACGCUCCCCAUGUCCUCCACUUCCUCAAAGCUGGCUUCCGCGUUAUCAUCCCAGACCUUCCUUCUUACGGACGCUCGACGGGCAUCAACUCCUACCUUCCCUCUCUGAACCUUCUCCCCGCCGCUGUCCACGCUGUGCUCAGUGACGUCGCACACUGGGACAUCUCCAGCGGCCGCCACCAGCGUCAGUUCCAUGGGCGCUUGGACAGUGUAUGUGACAAACCCGGUCGGAUCUUCCGAGCUGACAGCAGCCUGUACUAUGUCCUGAAGUACCCACCGAGCUCCUCAGAGAGUGCGAUUGCUGAUACCCAUGAGGGUGCACCGCGGCCCAACAUUGCCGGCGCGUUCGUGCUCUGCCCCAUGGUCGACGUGUCUCCGGAAUCGCGACCUAGCGCUCUGAUUGAGUACAUUGCAAAGGGUAUCAAGUACUUCGCAGGCUCCCUACCACUCGCUAAGGCCGUCCGAGGCAAUGUUUCCGACGACCCGAGAGUGGAGGCCGAUUUCUUCUCCGACCCUAUCCGGCUUGUCCACGGCUCGGCGGACCGUGCAACGUCGCCCGCCGCCACGGAACGCCUGUUCCAUCGCUUGCCCAACGCAGACAAGUCGUUCAAGCUGUACGACGGGUAUGAGCACGUGAUGUGCAAGGUGGGAAUCGAUGCUGCGGACGAUGAGAAGCGGCAGCGUGUGCUGAAGGACUGGCGCAGCUGGUUGAUUGCUCACUGCGAUGGCGACGACAACAGAAACAAGCAAGAAUAA
Messenger RNA from Trichosporon asahii var. asahii CBS 2479, 1167 nucleotides. Its product is annotated as lysophospholipase. The record is from RefSeq and is a predicted model, not a curated record. The transcript has 8 exons. NCBI's taxonomy places the organism in Eukaryota, Fungi, Basidiomycota, Tremellomycetes, Trichosporonales, Trichosporonaceae. Gene Ontology annotation, cellular component: membrane. Gene Ontology annotation, molecular function: lipase activity. Bases 1 to 1167 code for a protein of 388 amino acids.